Gongylonema pulchrum is the source of this 834-nucleotide messenger RNA. NCBI's taxonomy places the organism in Eukaryota, Metazoa, Nematoda, Chromadorea, Rhabditida, Gongylonematidae. The record is from the annotation of a GenBank genome assembly.
AUGAAAUUACCUUCAGACGAAAAGGGGCGAGUUUUGAAUGCCGAUUUGUCAAAGCUAAUUAUGGACAUCUUCAAAACACGCACAAAUACCAGUGAUUUCAUUGUCGCUUCACUUCUGCUGCUAGAUGAUGAAAAAACAUGUGGAAACGUGCGACAAACGCUGGAAAAAGAAGAUUUUUGCAAAGAGAAAUUCAUCGUUUCAUUGAGUACCACUGGCAUUGAAUAUGUUGCGAAAUUGGCCGAAUGGAUGCUCCGACACACAAAUGCACAGGAAUGGAAUGAUAUGCGAAAUAUGUUUUAUGCAUUAUUUGCUGUACUCUUCUGGCCUGAUUAUGAGGCACGAAAAUGUGCUGGCGAUAUCCUGGGGAAUUGUAUCACCGAUAAAGGCAUCGCAUUCUGUGUUUCAGCUUUGGAUUCAUUAUUCAAUUAUAUCACAUCCGGACUGGCGCAGCAGGAAUGGAAUGAUAUGCGAAAUAUGUUUUAUGCAUUAUUUGCUGUACUGUUCUGGCCUGAUUAUGAGGCACGAAAAUGUGCUAGCGAUAUCCUGGGGAAUUGUAUCACCGAUAAAGGCAUCGCAUUCUGUGUUUCAGCUUUGGAUUCAUUAUUCCAUUACAUCACAUCCGGACUGGCACAGCAGGUGCAUAAAAGAGCAACAACUACGAAAGACGAAGGAAAUGAUCGAAUUAUGAACAACAAACUGUUCUCUGCAGCAAUGCACAAACUUUUAAUAUCAUUUGACGCUAAACAGGAGGAUUUUGAUAUGGGUGUUAGCUUCAUAACAUCAGGUUUAUUGGUAUCAUGCUGUUCAGAGUUAGGUAAGCUUCAGAUUUUAUGA